Durusdinium trenchii is the source of this 1698-nucleotide messenger RNA. The record is from the annotation of a GenBank genome assembly. Lineage: Eukaryota; Dinophyceae; Suessiales; Symbiodiniaceae.
AGCUUUCGGCCCAGAGUUGCUGGGGACAAGCCUGCAUGGCCAUUGCUGCCUGCGUCCGGCAAAUUGGGACCAAGCCAAUGCAAGCUUCCGGACGGAUUGGCCUGCGCCAUGAGGCUACGUUGAUGGCCCAGACCCUACGGGCUCACAACCCUCCCACGGCAACUGCAGAACUGCUCACAAGGUCGGCAGCUGCAAAAAGUCAAGGAGUCGCCCAUGCCAGCUACAAUGCUGAGCGUUCUGGCUUGGCUGUCCUGGCUGGGUCAGCGGCAGGCGCUUGCCGCCGACGUGUCCCUGGCAGGCGACACCACUCAUCUGUGGUUGCAACCGCCACGGCAACACUGGAGGCUCCUACAGAGAUCCUGCGAAAGGACUACCAACAGCCGACCUAUUGGAUUCGAGAGGUGAAUCUCACGGUGAAAAUAUUCGACGGCCGUACAGAGGUCGUCUCCAGAAUGCUCUUGGAGAAGAACACUGGUGGCCGCCUGCCGUUGGAUGGUGAGGACCUGAAGCUCAAGAAGGUGUCUCUUUGUGGCAACGAGCUGAAAGAAGGUGGUGGAUACACUUUGGAGAAAGAGAAGUUGAUCAUUUCAGCGGAAGCUUUGGAAGGAGGUGAUCAGGAGGAUCUUUGGUUGGAGACAGAAGUGGAGAUUGUGCCGGAGAAGAACACUCAGCUCUCGGGCUUAUAUUUUAGUGGCAGCAUGUACUGCACACAGAUGGAAGCUGAAGGCUACCGGCGAUUCACUUAUCACUUGGACCGGCCUGAUGUCAUGUCCAAAUUCACCUCUGUGAGACUGGAAGCAGAUGAGUCCAAAUGCCCAAUCUUGCUCAGCAACGGAAACCGUAUUGAUUCUGGCAAGCUCGAAGCAGGGCGGCACUUUGCGGUGUGGUCGGACCCCUUUGCCAAGCCGUCGUACCUCUUUGCGGUGGUGGCUGGAGAUUUAGCCUCCAUUCAAGACAAGUUUUUGACGAAAUCUGGGCGAGAAGUCCAUUUGGAAAUCUUUGCCGCAAAGGAAGACAAAGACCAGUUGUGGCACGCUAUGCGGUCCUUGCAAAAUUCUAUGAAGUGGGAUGAAGACCGUUUCGGCCUAGAGUACGACUUGGACAUGUACAACAUUGUGGCGGUCAAGGACUUCAACAUGGGAGCCAUGGAGAACAAGAGUCUGAACGUGUUCAAUACUUCUCUUACCUUGGCGCGGGAAGACACAGCCACUGACGAUGAUUACGAGCGCAUCGAGGGUGUGAUUGGCCACGAAUACUUCCACAACUGGACAUGGUUUUCCAGUUGCUAUCCCAAUUGUGCCAAAUUGAGAAAUUGCUCAAUUUCUGGGCUGGACUCGCAACAGACGGCUACUUCUGUUAUUCUUGAAAACAAAUUAAUGUCGACACUGCAACAACGUCAGCGUCAGGACUGGGAAUCGUGUGACUUGCCGCGACUGGUUUCAGCUGACUCUAAAGGAGUGCAGCCUGGCCUAAAAGGUUGUGGAUCGAGCAGGCUUUGCAGUGACUGGCGUGACACGGGCCAGGAAAGCGAAUGAUGCAUUGUUUCAAUAGCUUAGUGGCAGAUUUGUUCAUGUGACCUUGACUGAUCUUGGUCUUGUGCGUCUCUCAUAUCUGAUCCUAGAGAGGGAAAAGCAAGCGCAUUGGCAAAGAAUAGUUACGAAAGAAUUCAUUCAGCUCGCUUCGCUUGUGCCGAGAUUG